AUGGCUUCGCAGCCCGAAGCUAGCGGGCAGACGCUGGCCGACGCGCCGCCGGCGGAAGCUGCUCCCACUCCCAUGGUCACUCCUCCGCCCGGAGUGCCCGUGAAAGCGCCGCCUCCGGCUCUGCAGGUUACGAAAGAUGAGCCUAAGGACUCCUCUCCAGAGAUCAGUCAGCUCAUUACGCUGACCGAAGAUUCACAAGUGGUCAAAUUUACCAAUGGUACUAUUCACCUUAGGCAGACGGGCAAAGAGCCCGAAACAAUCUCUUCAGCCAUGUUCGAAGCUCUGUUGCAGACUAUUCGAACGCAAGCAAGUGCAGCCGCCCCUUCUGCCAUGUCAGGUUUUACUGGCUUGGCCAGCACUGGCAGAGGCAGCGCUCCGGAAACAGACACAGAUCCCAUAGAAUGGGGUGAUAUGGACCCAAACUUUCGCAACGCUUUGCAGAGCUCCCCUGACCUUCUUAAGGCUUACAAUACUGUUCGCAAUCCGAAGAAAGUAGCUCGCUUUGACCCAGCCACAAACUCCUUUACGCCUACCACCAAUAUCGAACUCCCUUCUCCCAGUGUAGAGACUCCGCCGCCUCAGGUCACGAUGGCAAACCUCAGCACGGUACUUGCACAGUACCACGAACAAACCGUGCAGCCCUCCUUGGACCUUUUGUCCAACCACAUUAGGCAGGAAGUGGUCUCGCGUUUGGAUAAGCAGGGCUCCCUUAUUCGAUAUGAAGGUCUUGCGCUUCAGAGUUUGGAGGCGGAUGCAAUUCGCCGCACCGUUCUGAUCCAUGGUUUGCAGCCUUUUACCACAAAGUCGCAGAUUGACCAUAGUUUGCAUUACCUAUUGCAACAGGCUCAGCUAUCGGAGAGCGAUAUUCAGACUACAUCGAAUCAUGUGAAUACCUCCACUAAUGCCUUUCUGAAGGUUACUUUUCUACAGGAGUCUACUUCCAAGCACUUCUUUCAGGUGCUCUACCUACCCGACAAGCAUCUCAGCUAUGCCUGUUACCUUUUGGUGAUUCCGCGGUUUCUUGAUGUGGUCAGAACUCACUUUCCCCGGUUCUUUGGGGAUAAGCUUUUCAGUACCAUACAGUUCAUGCAGGCAUACGCCUCUGCUAGCCGCCACGCAACAACUGCCCUACGUUAUCAUUUCUCACAAACCAAAGAUGUCUCCAACCUCAGCAAAAAAGAUGCAAUUCGCUCCUUCCCCUACCCUAUCUAUCCCAUAGAGAUGACAGAUGAACUUUCUACGCAGCUCUCCAAGAACCCGAACUUCAUACUCCAGGGCUUUUUGGGGGUGCAAACUCAGAUUCAACAGGCAGUCGCGGAUCUAGGUAUCAACCUAGAGGAUUAUGGUAGAAAGGGCAAAGGCUCCACUCGCAACAAAGGCAAAGGUAAGGGAAAACGCUCCGACCGCAGUAAAGGCUAUCAGUCUGAUAUGUACCGCAGCCAGGAAGAGGAGCAAGAGGAUACGGAUGAGGCAAUGCAUCCCAGAGGUAGCAAAGGUUCCUGGCAUAGAGGCUCCCACUAUCGCGAAUGGCCUAGCUCUUCUAGGGAGACAGGUAAAGGUUCUCGCCAGAAUUGGGAUGAUUACCACCGCCCUGCUAAGACUAGGGUAGAUUACGGAGGUCCCAAGGAACGCCCUGAGAAGUGGUGGAAGGCGCGCGACUUUGAGGACUACGACCCGGCUCAGGACUCCACGCGCCGUCGCCGAGAAGAUGACCGCCAGCAAGAUGGGCGCCGCACGCGCCAGCGUGGCCGAGGCUUGGAUGAUCCCAACCUCCUUUUUCCUUGUGAGGAGUGUAUGGCUCUAGCGGGUACCAACUCUGCCUGUAAUGUUUGCAACCACAAGUACCAGUAUCACUAUGAUAAGCUCUGGAAGACGCAGCUGCUCCCCGACCUUGCUAGGUGGCUAUCGCUAGCCACGUUACAGCUGGCCUUUAUGGCCUUUUCUGU
Messenger RNA from Symbiodinium sp. CCMP2456, 1946 nucleotides. Lineage: Eukaryota; Dinophyceae; Suessiales; Symbiodiniaceae. The record is from the annotation of a GenBank genome assembly.